CGGCGAGAGGCGUUUCGCACGGCGUUUGCGUCGCCGAGUCGCCCAAUAACGGAAGGGAGGAUAGUUUCCUUGGUUACAACUUUUUGUCAACUGAACAGAGAAGGGGGAUAGCAAGGCACUAAUGCACACAAAUAGGGAUCCACAAGGAUGAGUGGAAGGGAUCUGCAUGCGUUCAGUACAAACUACAGAGGAGGAGAUGUGGAAAAACUGACACUGCGGAUGAAAUAUGGUCUUGGCAGCUCAAAGUACAAACCGGCUGAAUACAAAAGACUUCAAGCCAUUGUUGAUGCCAAACGCCUGGAGUCUGAUCGGAUUGGAUUAAAGGUUCAGAAGAACCGUCUCGCAGCCAAGGCGACCAAGGAGAGUUCCAUAUUACGGCAGCACAGACAGGUGUGGAGCAGAGAGUGCCCCAGGCUGCAAAAGGCUGAGGAGGAGGCUGAGAAUGACAUCCAGGAUUGUCUAGAACAGAUCAUGCCGAACGGUAGAACAGAUACUGCCAUCUUCUCACUUCAGGAUUAUGGGCGCCUUCUAGAGACGGAGCAGAGGGCAUUUAGGAUGGCCACGGUGGAACCUGUUCAUCAGCUCAGGGAGGACCUCCUCUUCAGACAGGGUGAAGUUCAACAUCAGCAGCUCGCUGGCCAUCGAUCGAGCUGGGAACAAGUCCUGCAACAGAUAAACUUUGUGAAGGACCAGCAAGUUGACACAACUGCAAAACUUCAAGCAGAGUACCUGUCCCUGGAGGGGGAGAUCGUUGGCCUCGGCUUGGAGAAAUAUCUUAGUACUUCAGAUAACCCGGUGAAUGUAGAAAACAUCCCAGAGGAGGUUUUGAACUCAGAAUGCCCUUACCCAGAGCUGAAGGACUCCCUGAUCCAGGCCUUCAACUCCCUGUCUGAAAGGUACCAGCCCAGGCUGCAGGAUCUCCAACAUCAAUUGCAGACCACUGACAGGUUCUGUGGCUGGUGUGCAGAUGACCAUCAACGCUUCCAGUUCACUUUGUCCCAGUACAGUCAUGACGUACCCAACCACAGAGCACUCUGCAUGGACAUGCUGCAAAGACUCUUCCCUGAGAAAACUCGACAAGAGCUGAUGGAGCACGAACGUGCAUGGGACUGGUUUCGCUUCACCCAGGCACAGAUGAGAGUGGUGACCCGGCAGCGUCUGCGAGACCGGGAGGAGCUGCUGGCCAGAGCCCUAGCCACCCUGCAGGAGGCCAGACAUGCCCACCAGGAGGAGCUGGAGCUCCACAGAGGCCACCAGCACCAGCAGGACAUCUGCUCGCGCCUCAGAGAGAAGCUGCGGGAGUGGCGGGCCCAGCAGGAGGAGGUGGCGGAUUUAGAGGCGGCCAUAGCUUCUAGGCGACAGGAGGAGGAAGAAGCGACGCUAAAGAGGGGGCAGGAGAAAGAGGCUGCUGUCAGAUCACAGCACAAAGAGAAGGUCAGGCAGUUUUAUUUACAGCAGCAGAGGAGGAGAGAGACGCUGGAGGCGAGGGAUCAAGAGAGACUCGCUAAUCUACGGAGCGUCAUGGAAGAUCAGGCAAGGCGAGAUAGGGAAAGGGUCCUGUUUCGGGCAGACAUGUUGCAGCGGCGAAGGGAGGAGCGGGAGGCGCAGGAGCUUGAGCGGCUGAGAGAAGAAGAAGAGAAACAGAAUCGCCUGGAAGUUCUCAGGAACCAGGUCAGGGUGGUGGCAGAGUCGGACCCAGAGAGGAUGCUGUCAGAUACGGAGGCGUGGAGGCGUCGACUCUUGAAUGUUAAGGAGUUUGAGCUCCAAAGGCCUCUCUAUACGUACACAGACACACAGAUUGUGUCUGAUCCAAGAGUGCGGGUCGAGCAGGCUCUGCGGGAGGCUGGUCUGCACAACAGCCAGUACGCCAAAGAGGUCCAGUCUGUCCUCAACCCCCUAAGACCACCCAGACGAGACACCAAGUCCACGCUCAAAUUCUGACCAGG
This is a messenger RNA of Pungitius pungitius (ninespine stickleback), 1946 nucleotides long. RefSeq names its product coiled-coil domain-containing protein 148-like. The coding region runs from base 148 to 1941 and encodes 597 amino acids. The transcript is spliced from 15 exons. NCBI's taxonomy places the organism in Eukaryota, Metazoa, Chordata, Actinopteri, Perciformes, Gasterosteidae. The record is from RefSeq and is a predicted model, not a curated record.